Purpureocillium takamizusanense is the source of this 1805-nucleotide messenger RNA. RefSeq lists its product as uncharacterized. Bases 1 to 1617 code for a protein of 538 amino acids. Gene Ontology annotation, molecular function: RNA polymerase II cis-regulatory region sequence-specific DNA binding; DNA-binding transcription factor activity, RNA polymerase II-specific. The transcript has a single exon. Gene Ontology annotation, biological process: anatomical structure morphogenesis; negative regulation of transcription by RNA polymerase II; cell differentiation. The record is from RefSeq and is a predicted model, not a curated record. Lineage: Eukaryota; Fungi; Ascomycota; Sordariomycetes; Hypocreales; Ophiocordycipitaceae.
AUGGGACUCCGUCCACCGUCCCCCGCCUGUUCGAUUGACGGCUUUGCGCAAUUGCAGCAGUACAUUGACACAGGCGCCGCUCCCAUACGGUGUACCGGAGUUGCUCAGGCCAAUGCCGAGGACCGGUCGCGAUACCACACGGCAAACGAUGUUGGGAGCAUGGCAUCGUGCAACGGGCUCGAAAGGGGCGGCGAGGCCCUGGUCCCGACAGACUACACGUACAACAAUGGGUGGGCGCUCCAUCUUGGCGACCAGCAGCACGACUUCCAGACUAACCAGCCAUCGUCGAACAAUUACACUGGUGGCGCACCGUUUGCGGCUGCGAUAGAAGCUCCAGGCCAGUACGACCUGGUAGGGCUCGUCCCCGAACAACGGCUCACAAGUCUGUUGACAUACCAGCAGGGAAAAGUGCCUUUCACUCCAGAGAGCUCGCCGCCCGCAGGAGACUGCGGCACGUUGAGAAAGGGUGCCGGGGUGUCGAGGCGUCUACGGUCAGUCCCAGAGACUACUCGUGCUCGCCGGCCGCGGGCGGCAGGCAAGAGACGCAACCCGGCAGGGGCUGCAAAGAAACCAUUCCUUCUCAGACAGCCGCUGAGCGAGAUAUCAGCCGAGGCCGGUGACACGCUCGUGUUCGACGUCGACACCUUUGUGCACCGGCCUACAGAAGUGCGGAAGCAGGAGCAGAGGAAGCAGGGCAAAGUGAAGCGCCCACUGAACGACUUUGUACUCUACCGCAAGGCGUAUAGCGCGGUGGCAAAGGCGCGAGUGCUCUCGGAAGAGAAUAAGAACAACCAACAGCUCGUCUCUCAGAUAUGCGGGGAGUCAUGGGGGAUGGAGACUGCCGCCGUCAAGGCCACCUUCAAGAGAUUGGCCAACGUUGAGAGAACUAAACACUUUCAGGCUUUUCCGGACUACAAAUACGCGCCAAAGCUGGUCAAGAAGGUCAAGGACGACGAGACCUCGCUGAAGGAGACUUCAGCCACGGACCAGAAUGCUGCGGCUAGUCAUCACGACACAAUGCCAAUGCCUUCGGCGCCGAUGCUCCAACUACCUGGCCAUGUGGCGUACAUGCCGUCACCGAACACAAUGCCCGGGGGCCAGCUGCCACAGUACGCUCCAGUUGGGCCUUACUGGCACCAACCCGGAGGGCAGCAAGUUGUACCACCAUAUGGCGUUGGACAAGCGGGCUACCCCGAUGGCCAAAAUGUGCUCCGACUCGAAGACGCACGGCUCCUGGAGGAGGUGCCGCCGCCGCCGCCGCCGCCGCCGCCGCCGCCACCGCCGGGUGCCUACGACCUGCAAGCAUCUCUGCAGGGAAUACCCGCUCAGCCGCCGCUUGAUCUCUGCAUCGACCCAUCUCUGCUCCCGCGCGUAGGCGAGCCGGUCUACCAGUACGUGGCUCCCGGAGACUGCAUGUUGGCGGCAGCGGCUGGACCAGCGCUAAAUGCAGAGUUCGGUGACAACUUCAUGGCGGCAAUACCUGAUCUCGAUGUCGACGGCGCCCACAAUGCCUACCUACGAGGGACUCACGGCGACUGGGAGGUCGAAUUUCUGGAUGAGGGCAGCCACUUCAACGACUGGAUGGCGCAAGAGGAACAUGCAAACUUCAAGCCAUGAGGGAGGUGGGGCGCCUGACAGAUGAUGCGGCCGGAUUAGAGGACGAAGCUCGACGUGCUGGCUCACGAUCUGCAACCCUUCUGUCCGUGCGGAGGCUCAUCGGAGCGCUCACUUCGAGGCGGCGUACUUCGUAUGUAGGGGCGGACAGUGCUACUAUUAUUAGACUAGACGGGACCUACCUAUAGACA